AUGGCACUUCGACAGCUCGUCGAUCAUCCCUUGUUGAUACAAGAUGUCCUCACGAAGUUGGCUGCACCCGAAGAGAUAAUGAAAUUGGUGCCUACUGCGUCGUCAGGCAAAAUCGCGGCUUUAGGUCAACUGUUGAGCGAAUGUGGUAUUGGAGUCACGUUUGAGGAAGAGGAUCCCGAAGACGAAGAUCCACUUUCGUCUAUUCCUGUGGAGUUGCCACAUCGAGCUCUGAUAUUUUGUCAGUGGAAGUCAUCUGUACAGUUGGUAUCAAAUGCUUUAUCGAGGGGUGAUUUCGGCGCUCCAAUAGCUCAUCUUGUUCUCGAUGGAUCGGUACCACCGUCAGAACGUCAAGCAAUUGUAGAUCGCUUCAACACGGAUCACCUCAUUGACGUUCUCGUGUUGACUACUCAUGUAAGUUAUAAUGAAAUUGGUCGAGAGACAGGCCUACAGAUUUGCGUCAGCCUUAUCCUUAUUUCCCCACGUAUCUCGCAUAGAUGGUGCUGGUUUGUACUGGCAGCCUUUACAUUAUUGUAA
This is a messenger RNA of Cooperia oncophora, 534 nucleotides long. The record is from the annotation of a GenBank genome assembly. NCBI's taxonomy places the organism in Eukaryota, Metazoa, Nematoda, Chromadorea, Rhabditida, Trichostrongylidae.